UGCCUUGUAGACACAAUUUCAGCUCCAAAUUUUCUGAGGUGGAGCAGUCCCCGCUUGGCGGCUUGUCUAGAGAACUCACCCGCCGCCACGCGCGAACGCAACCAGCGACGCCUCGCGGCCGCGGACAGCGCGGAGCCAGACGCCUCGCAUUCGCUGAGAAGCCGAAGCCCGUAGAGCACAGGAGUUGUGGACUUCUAGAGCACGGCGGGUCUGGUAUGAGAGGCUUCCGCUUUGCGUUGGUCCGUGCGGCGCGGUCGCGGUCGCGGGCGGAGCACCAGACCGUGCAGCGCCGCCGGCCGUCCGAUGUGGCCCAACGUUUUUCCCACACCGCGCCGGCGCCGGCGAGGCCAUCUUUCGGCAUCGCGUUCGACAUCGAUGGGGUCAUCCUGCGCGGCCGAAGUCCGAUCGGGGGCGCGCCGCGGGCCAUCCGACGCCUAUAUUCCGAAGAAGGUACCCUGAAGAUCCCGUUUCUGUUUUUAACGAAUGGAGGAGGUGUUCCAGAGCACAGAAGGGCCCUUGAGCUAAGCCAACUUUUAGGAGUCAAUAUUUCUCCAACACAGGUUGUGCAUGGACAUUCUCCUUACAGAGAGCUGGUGAAGCGUUUUGAAGAUGACCUUAUUGUUGCUGUUGGAAAAGGAGAGCCUGCAGUAGUGAUGUCCGCGUACGGAUUUAGAAAAGUUCUGUCCAUAGAUGAAUAUGCAUCAUAUUAUAAAGAUAUUGACCCCCUUGCUCCUUUCAAGACUUGGAAAGUUGGGCAAACAGACAGUCACAUGUCUGCAAAAGUGCACCCAUCAUAUGAUGUUUAUUCAGAGCGAGUUAAAGGAGUAUUUGUUGUCAGCGAUCCUGUCGAUUGGGGAAGAGAUCUACAGGUACUCUGUGACAUCUUGUCUACUCAUGGACUUCCUGGGACUGAAAAAGGUGAUCAACCUCCUUUGUAUUUUGCAGCUGAUGAUCUUGAAUACCAGGCAGCAUUUCCUUCUGAGCGGCUUGGGAUGGGCGCCUUCAGGAUAGCUUUGGAAAGCAUCUUCAAUGAAAUAAAUGAUCAUCCACUGAAGUAUACAUCUUAUGGGAAACCUAAUCCAUUUGUGUUCAAGAAUGCAGCAAACAUACUUGAAAAACUUGUUAUGAGUAUGUAUCCUAAUUCACAGACACCAAUGGAAGGAAAAGAUUAUCAGUUUUCAACUAUUUACAUGGUUGGAGAUAAUCCUAAAGUGGAUAUCAAUGGAGCUAUGAAGGCUGGCCACCCAUGGUCAUCUGUUCUUACAAGGACGGGUGUUUUUAGGGGAAAGGAUAACGACCCACAGUUUCCUGCAGAUGUGGUUGUUGAUACUGUUGAAGAUGCCAUCAACUAUAUUCUGGAGAAGGAACGUAUACAGUGAUGAUACCAUUGAAUAUGCUGGAGUGUCAUGAGAUAUAAAUUGGCACUGUCAUUUCAGAAACUCUGACAGUAAAAGGGGAAGUCCACUUAUGCACUGACAGAACUCAAGCAUUCAAAUAAGUUGUAACAAUCGAAGCAGAGUUAGAAAUUCUUCUGGAUAGCUAGAGAGACUCGCUUAUUCAAUGUGCACAAUAUCUUGAUUGUAUGAACAUUCACUUGCUCUGGAAUCACAUCCACGUAACCAUCUGUUUGGUGUGUGCUAAUUGCCUUCA
This is a messenger RNA of Zea mays, 1650 nucleotides long. RefSeq lists its product as uncharacterized. The record is from RefSeq and is a predicted model, not a curated record. Gene Ontology annotation, biological process: glycerophospholipid biosynthetic process. Lineage: Eukaryota; Viridiplantae; Streptophyta; Magnoliopsida; Poales; Poaceae. The transcript is spliced from 12 exons. Gene Ontology annotation, cellular component: mitochondrion. The coding region runs from base 216 to 1379 and encodes 387 amino acids.